AUGGAGAACCUUCGCAGAGAAAACGAGGCACUGCGGGCCCUGUUAGUGUCCACUGGUCUCAGCCAUGAUGUUCGGGGACAGGAUACCGCCGAGAAGCGUCGAGAAGUUACGUCAGAUGAGAUACAAACCUGUCUCAGCGUUGCGGCAAAUACAAUGCCGACCACCCUUGAACUGCACGCUGACUCCACGGCCCUGCAGUUGCCGAACGUUACUCUUGGCUUUGGAUUUGCCGCUACGAUACCUGAAGUUGCAGAUACUGGGCUUGCGGCGCCUUCGAUUGUAGAUUUUACGCCCUCGCAAUCUACAGAUCUUAAUACUUGGCUGGACUGUCCGAUACCCGAUUUCUAUGAUCCGACUGUACUGGAGAGACAAUCGCAAACCCGUCUGCUUGAGCACCUGCCUCUGGAUAACCAAAGUACAAUAGAGGGCGAUAUCACGAUAGGAUUGGUUAAUCCUAUUCUACAAGACACAACAGUUUGCGCUGUUGCUAUUCAGCUUAUCCUUCACUGUAAUAAGAAGGAUCUAAGCAUGCUGGAGGUGGAUACUAAGCUCCGUCACGGUCUCAUUUGUUUCUUUGCUCAUCUGUUCAAAAUUGACGACCGACCGAAUGAUAUUGCAGAGAAAAUAGGAAUAGAUACGAAGCCGGUGACAUAUCAGUGUCGUCUUUGCUGGUUGACGCUUUGA
Molecule: messenger RNA, 684 nt
Organism: Aspergillus fumigatus Af293
Lineage: Eukaryota; Fungi; Ascomycota; Eurotiomycetes; Eurotiales; Aspergillaceae
Exons: 4
Coding region: 1-684 (227 amino acids)
Source: RefSeq, a predicted model, not a curated record